UAUUUCUGUUUUGUAUCAUAAAGUUGAGUGAGUGGCAUUUUACAUUAGUUGGUGGCAUACUUGGCUUCUUCCACAACUUUAUUGUGAGUGGCUGUCUCCUCAUUUGCUCUAUGCUCUGUGCUCACUACAUCUGUGAAGGAAAUCUCAAAGUUGGAGACUAUGUAUUGUUUGCAACGUAUUUCACACAGCUGUACAACCCUCUCACUAACCUAAGUUCAUUCUAUGUCAAAGUACAGGAAAUUCUCAUCGACAUAGAAAAUAUGAUUGAUCUAUUUGAGGAGAAGCAAGAGAUAACAGAUGAACCAGACGCUUGUGAUCUGAUAAUUAACAACAAAAAGAUGGAGUUUGAUAACGUCUCCUUCUACUAUAAGAAAGAGAAGCCUAUCCUCCACAACGUCUCUUUUGCAGUUGAACCAGGACAAACACUGGCUAUUGUUGGUCCUUCUGGAUCUGGUAAGAGCACUAUUAUCAGGUUAAUGAUGAGGUUCUAUGAGCCUACAAAUGGUCACAUCAGAAUAGAUGGUCAGGAUAUCAGUAAGGUAACACAGAGUUCUUUGAGGUGUGCCAUAGGAGUGGUUCCACAAGAUACAAUUCUUUUCAAUGAUAAUAUCAGGUAUAACAUCCGAUAUGGCAACAUGCAUUGUGCAUUAGAAGAGAUGGAGGAAGCAGCGAAAUCAGCUGAUAUUCAUGUGAAGAUCAAGUCUUUUCAUAAAGGUUAUGAUACCAUGGUAGGGGAGAGAGCAGUCAAACUGAGUGGAGGGGAGAAGCAAAGAGUAGCCAUCGCUAGGACAAUAUUAAAAGAUCCAGACUUCAUUAUCCUUGAUGAGGCCACAUCCGCCUUGGACCAUGAAACUGAAGAAAACAUUCAAAGAUCAUUAUCAUAUGUAUGUGAAGACAAGACGACUAUCGUGGUUGCUCAUCGCCUCUCGACUGUCGUCAACGCUGAUAAGAUCGUUGUUCUACGGGAUGGUAUCAUUGUACAGCAAGGAAGGCAUGAAGAGCUCGUGGAAAUGGAUGGUACUUAUGCUGACAUGUGGAAACACGAGCUUCGAGAAACAUAAAAAUGAACAGAAGCCUUACCCAGCCUUAUUAGACAAUGCCAUACUGAGUUUCAUUCAGUCUGGCCUCUUGAGAGGAUGAUAUCUUAUACGAAUCUUAACAUAGAGAGAGACAAACAUUCUUGCCAAGCACCAUUCGAUCCUCCAUCACCCCAGUCUAUUGAGUUGAAUUGUGUGUGUGUCCAGCUAUAGAGUGCUCUCAGAUGAUGUCACAGUGGUGGGAAUAACAUUGGGUAGCCUGUGCAUGGGACCAUAAAAACAAUGAUUUACCAUCAUGGUUAGAUGCACAAAUGAUCAUUGUUUGCCAUCCAACAUGUCUGCCUCUGGGAAUAGCUUUAUGAGCUUCAGAAAAUAAUAACAAUAACAUCUUAUUUUACCAGAGUAGCCACUUCCGAAAUUUGUUCUUCCAGCAGGCCCUGCUUAGCAUAAUGAUUAUCAUAUCAUUACCCCAACGUUAGCACAGCUAGUUCGAUCCGGUGCUUGAGCAGUCAAAUAAUUUCUUCCUACCGGUUACCCAUUCACUUCACCUGGGUUGAGUGCAGCACAAUGUGGGUAAAUUUCUUGCUGAAUUAAAACACACCAUGGCUAGUAAUCAACUCGCGUCCUUCGGAUUGAAAGACGAUAGUCAUAACCACUAGACCACAAUGCAACCAUGACAAAAGGCUAGACUGGACUGCACAUAAUCUUGCAUAAGGGCAAAAUGAAACAUUUUUGUAUGACCAACCCCAAUGUAUAUCCAUCUUACUUCACUCUAACUGCUCAAGCCACUACAUAUUCUCACCUGGGUCCCGUAACACUAAGAUUUGAAUGAUCGUAGAACAUUUUUAAACGAUUGAUUACAUUGACUACAAUGUACAAUCGUAAGAAUCAAAGAGUAAGAUUAAUCGCUAACUUUUGUGUUAUGGCACUGGAUCCUGUUUUAACAAAUGCAACAUUUCUGUAACAAAUCAGCCAAUCAGAUCGAAGGAUUUCAGUAGCUUAUAACUGUUAUUGAAAACAGAGACACUCUAGGAAGGGGUUGGAAGAACAUGUUUAUGGAAUUGCCCAAGAGAGACUAGAGACCUCACUCUUCUUUGAUUGAACGUUCCUCCUUUUGAUCACCUCCAUACCCAGGACAAUGUGUGACUUGACCUCACCGUUGACUUGAGAAUCUGACUGGGUAUAAUCCAUAUAUAUAAUCGUUAGAGGGUAUUCAUUUGUCUCGCAAUCUACUAUGGUCAACAAGGAAAUUUGUGAUUACUCUCGCAAAAAGUGUUCACUAGCUUUCUAGGAAAUUCGUGAU
Messenger RNA from Lytechinus pictus (painted urchin), 2340 nucleotides. RefSeq names its product ATP-binding cassette sub-family B member 6-like. Gene Ontology annotation, biological process: transmembrane transport; heme transport. The record is from RefSeq and is a predicted model, not a curated record. Gene Ontology annotation, cellular component: vacuolar membrane. The coding region runs from base 111 to 1061 and encodes 316 amino acids. Gene Ontology annotation, molecular function: ABC-type heme transporter activity; ATP hydrolysis activity; ATP binding. The transcript is spliced from 11 exons. NCBI's taxonomy places the organism in Eukaryota, Metazoa, Echinodermata, Echinoidea, Temnopleuroida, Toxopneustidae.